Molecule: messenger RNA, 6960 nt
Organism: Epinephelus moara (kelp grouper)
Lineage: Eukaryota; Metazoa; Chordata; Actinopteri; Perciformes; Serranidae
Gene: fmnl2a
Product: formin-like 2a
Exons: 28
Coding region: 571-3840 (1089 amino acids)
Biological process (GO): cortical actin cytoskeleton organization; regulation of cell shape; cell migration
Cellular component (GO): cytosol
Molecular function (GO): actin filament binding; small GTPase binding
Source: RefSeq, a predicted model, not a curated record
GGGGAGGGAUGAGAGUGUGUGCAGCCUCGGUGUGUGUGGUGUGACUCUGUGUGUGUGUGUGUAUGAGGACUGUGGAGGAGCCCCCUCCUCCUUUAACUAGCUGGUCAGCAGCGGAGGGAUUAGUGAAGCCAGCUCCACUCACACUACCAACAGAAGGAGGGGGGUAUUGCAAUAAGCGUGAAUCAUGCUCGUCGUCAUUACUACCGGCUGGGAGUGGAGCCGAAAUUGUGCAAGAUACGGAUAACAGCGAAGAAAGGUCCGUGUGGAUCGAGUCAAGUUUCCAGAGAGCUCCUCUUUCUGCCGUGGAAAUGCCUCACCAAGGGCUGUGCUGCUGCCGCCACCGCUGCUGCUGCCUCUCGGACCCGUCGCGUUACUCCUCUGCGUCCCUCACAUGUGCUUUAUGUUGAACAAGUGACCGGGAUAUCAACCUGUAAGUGAGGACCACAAACCAAAGGACGUGCGGAUAUACAUAUAUAAAUAUUCCUCCUGUUUUUUUGUUUUUUUUUGCCGUGCGGAGAUUUUUACCAGAGGAAAACAGAGAGGGGGGAAAGUUGUACUUGUUGGUCAAACAUGGGGAACGCAGGGAGCAUGGACCAGCACACUGAUUUCAGAGGACACAACAUGCCUCUGAAAUUACCCAUGCCCGACCCUGGGGAACUGGAGGAAAGAUUUGCAACUGUUUUGAACUCGAUGAAUCUUCCUCCAGACAAAGCGCGACUGUUGCGGCAGUAUGACAAUGAGAAGAAGUGGGAGCUCAUCUGCGAUCAGGAGCGAUUCCAAGUGAAAAACCCGCCUCACACGUACCUCCAAAAGCUGAGGAGUUAUCUAGACCCAGCAGUCACAAGAAAGAAAUUCAGACGGAGAGUUCAGGAGUCCACCCAAGUCCUGAGAGAACUGGAAAUUUCGUUACGCACCAAUCAUAUAGGGUGGGUGAGAGAAUUCUUAAAUGAAGAGAACAAGGGCCUGGACGUGCUGGUGGAGUAUCUUUCUUUUGCACAGUAUGCCGUCACGUUUGAUGGAGACUGUGUGGAGAACAAUCCAGAGGCUGCCAUGGAUAAGUCUAAGCCCUGGAGCCGCUCUAUAGAAGACCUGCAUGGAGGAAGCACCCUGCCAUCUUCCAUGACCGGGAAUGGCAUCACACGUGCUGGGCGACAUUCCACGAUACGCUGCAACACACUGCCGAGCCGGAGAACCCUGAAAAACUCCAGACUGGUCUGCAAGAAAGACGACGUCCACGUCUGCAUCAUGUGCCUGCGUGCUAUCAUGAACUACCAGUAUGGCUUCAACAUGGUUAUGUCACACCCACAUGCUGUGAAUGAAAUUGCACUAAGUCUCAACAAUAAAAACCCGAGAACCAAAGCUCUGGUCUUGGAGCUCCUGGCGGCAGUUUGUCUCGUCAGAGGAGGCCACGAAAUUAUUCUCUCUGCGUUCGACAACUUUAAGGAGGUGUGUAUGGAGGAGCAGCGGUUUGAGAAGCUAAUGGAGUAUUUCAAGAACGAAGACAACAACAUCGACUUCAUGGUGGCCUGUAUGCAGUUCAUCAACAUCGUGGUGCACUCGGUGGAGGACAUGAACUUCAGAGUUCACCUACAGUACGACUUCACCAAGCUGUGUCUGGACGACUACUUAGACAAACUAAAGCAUACAGAGAGUGAUAAGUUGCAGGUUCAGAUCCAGGCCUACUUGGAUAAUGUGUUUGACGUGGGAGCCCUUCUGGAGGAUGCCGAGACCAAAAACGCCGCUCUGGAGCGGGUGGAGGAGCUGGAGGAGAACAUGUCACAUAUGACAGAGAAGCUGCUGGACACAGAGAACGAGGCCAUGUCAAAGAUCGUGGAGUUGGAGAAGCAGCUGAUGCAAAGGAACAAGGAGCUUGAAUCGAUCAGGGAAGUCUACAAAGACACCAGCUCGCAGGUGCACACACUGCGGCAGAUGUUAAAGGAGAAGGACGAGGCCAUCCAGCGACAGAGCAACCUGGAAAAGAAGAUCCACGAGCUGGAGAAACAAGGCACCAUCAAGAUCCAGAAGAAGGGAGACGGAGACAUCUCCAUCCUGCCCUCACCGCCCUCUGCCGUGCAGGGCUUGCCGGGUGCUGUGAUUGGAGGAACCGGUGCAGCUGUCAGUCCGAAUCAUACAGGAGUCGUGGCGGGUACACCAGCUCCACCACCACCUCCUCCACCCCCUCCACUACCAGUGAACGGCACAUUGUCAAAUGGACCUUCGUCAGCCAUUCCCGCAGCAGCAGCAGCUCCCCCACCUCCGCCGCCUCCUCCUCCACCUCCCCCUCCUCCUCCAGGGCCAGCCUCACAGAUCUCAGUACCUAUACCUCCUCCGCCUCCUCCUGUAGCGCCUCCACUGCCCGGCUGUGGGACGCCAACUGUCAUCAUGAACUCUGGGUUAGCGGAGGGACCCAUCAAACUUUUCUCUGUUAAGAUCAAGAAACCCAUCAAGACAAAAUUCCGCAUGCCCGUCUUCAACUGGGUCGCCCUGAAACCAAACCAGAUCAACGGGACCGUCUUCAAUGAGAUUGAUGAUGAGAGGAUACUUGAGGACCUGAACGUGGACGAGUUCGAGGAGAUGUUUAAGACAAAAGCCCAGGGCCCGGCAAUCGACAUCACCUCAAACAAGCAGAAGGUCAUCCAGAAGGGGCCGAACAAGGUGGCGCUACUGGACUCUAACAGAGCGAAGAACCUGGCCAUCACGCUGAGGAAAGUGGGCAAGACUUCUGAGGAGAUCUGCAAGGCCAUACAGAUCUUUGAUCUGAGAACUCUGCCCGUGGACUUCGUGGAAUGUCUGAUGCGCUUCCAACCCACCGAAAAUGAGAUUAAAGUCCUGCGGCAGUUUGAGAAGGAGCGCAAGCCGCUGGAGAGCCUGACGGACGAGGACCGCUUCAUGAUGCAGUUCAGUAAAAUCGAGCGGCUCAUGCAGAAGAUGACCAUCAUGGCCUUCAUCGGCAACUUCUGUGAGAGUGUGCAGAUGCUCACGCCGCAACUUCACGCAGUCAUCGCAGCAUCUGUGUCCAUCAAGUCAUCACAGAAGUUAAAGAAAAUUCUAGAGAUUAUCUUGGCGCUUGGAAACUACAUGAACAGCAGCAAAAGAGGAGCUGUGUACGGAUUCAAGCUGCAAAGUUUAGACUUGCUACUUGAUACCAAGUCGACAGACCGUAAGAUAACGUUGUUACACUACAUAGCCAAUGUAGUAAAGGAGAAGUACUCUCAAGUUGCUCUCUUCUACAACGAGCUGCACUACGUGGAGAAAGCUGCAGCAGUGUCGUUGGAGAACGUCCUGCUGGAUGUUAAGGAGCUGCAGAGAGGCAUGGAGCUGACCAAAAGGGAGUACAGCAUGCACGGCCACAACACCAUGCUCAAAGACUUCAUCACACACAAUGAGAGCAAGCUGAAGAAGCUGCAGGAUGAUGCCAAGAUUGCACAGGAUGCCUUUGACGAAGCUGUUAAGUUCUUCGGGGAGAACUCCAAAACGACGCCGCCCUCCGUCUUCUUCCCUGUGUUUGUGCGAUUUGUUAAGGCGUACAGGCAAGCAGAGGAGGACAACGAGCAGAAAAAGAGACAGGAGCAGCUUUUGAUGGAGAAACUUCUAGAACAGGAGGCCAUGAUGGAGGAAGACCAGAAGUCUCCAUCCAAGAACAAGCGGCAGCAGCAAGAGCUGAUUCAGGAGCUCAGGAGGAAACAGGUGAAAGACAGCCGCCAUGUCUACGAAGGCAAAGAUGGAGCGAUUGAGGACAUCAUCACGGUGCUGAAGACAGUGCCCUUUACCGCCCGCACAGCCAAGCGUGGCUCUCGGUUCUUCUGCGAGCCCGCCCUCAAUGAGGAGUACCAUUACUAAGCUUGUAGAACUGUCUCUCUUCUCUAAGAUUUGAGGAAUCAGCCUUACAGGCGAGCAGACGCUGUGCGGAGGAGUGUCAGGAGACGCUUUGAUGAUCAGAACCUGCGGCCGGUGAACAACGGCGAAGUGGUCAUGUGACGAGGGAGCAGUGCAUGUGCUGGGAGGGGAUAUGGCGACGGUGAGGAUGCGUUAGAGAGGGAGAGACAGGAGGUUUGAAGGAUGAUAAGUGAAAGAUGACAAGUGUAGCAACCAUAGAGAUGAGUAUGUAUAUAUAUUACAUAUGAAUACACGUUAUUCCAUGUCUGUGGUAUAGUAGCAGCUUUUCACGAUGAAGGACUGGGACAUGUGUGGGACUGAACUUUAAGUGUCUGAAAGGUUGAUUGAGAAACCUUAGACAAGCCAAGUGCCUGAACUUAUAUUGUUUGUCUGAUGACUGUUUCUAAUAUUACCCCACUUUAAGCAAUACAACUUGACCUGGCUUUAAUUUUAAAGGAAUAGAUCACCCCAAAGUCAAAAAUAUAUUUUUCUCCCUUUUACCUGCAGCGCUGUUUAUUAGUCUAGAUUGUUUUGGUGUCAGUUGCUGAGUGUUGGAGGUAUCAGCUGUAGAGAUGAGAUACAGUGGAAAUACACUGAACAAAAUUUAAACGCAUCGAGUUUUGGUCGCAAAUUCAGGAGGUAGUUGUAAUCAUGCUUUUUAAUGCCACACCUGUCAGGUGGAUCUUGUCUUUACAUAAAUCAUGACCCGGUUACUCGUGCAGAAGGAAGUGUGCAUCUACUGCUAGCUCACCUAACCCCACCAAGCUAGCUAACAUUACAGUUCAGAUGCACAAGUAGAUAAACGCUUCCUUCUGCUCUGUAAUACGGUUGGUGGGUGUAGUUCGGUACAAAGAAAAUAAUUUCUCCAUGAAGCUGCUCACAACAAGGUCUGUGGAUUACCUUGAGUAAAGAUAAAGUAGACCCGGUUACUCAAGAUAAUCCCCAGACCUUGUUGUGAACGGUUUCAUGUAGGAGCUAUUUUCUUUCCACUGAACAAUACCUUCCAUCCGCAUCACUGUGCAGAAGGAAGCGUGCAUCUACUAUUAUUUUUUCAGUCGAUGGCAUCUAUGCCUGGAUGAGAGGCUUGUGCUCAUGACAGCAGGUGACAUGACAAUAAUGGCAUCCUCCAUGGCUGAGCUGUAUUGUAAUAUAGCUCAGAGAUGCUAGGUGAGCUAGCAGUAGAUGCACGCUUCCUUCUGCGCGGUGAUACUGUUGGUGGGUGUAGUUUGGUAGAAAGAAAAUAGUUCCUACAUGAAACUGUUCACAACAAGGUCUGUGGAUUAUUGAAUAACCAGGUCAUGAUUUCUGGAAAGAGACAUUGCUGUUGUUUUUUUAAAUGUAUUUUUUUGAGUUUUGAGCACCACAAGCUGAGUGCCAUCUAGUUUAAAUAUAUGAGAGAAGGCAGACAUCUCUACGGCUGAUAUCUCCAACACUCGGCAGCUCACACCAAAACAAUUUAGACUGAUAAAUAGCACUACAGGUAAGAGGAAAAAUAUUUAUGAUUUGGAGGGGUUGAACUGUCCCUUAAAGAUGUGUAAAACUGGACUUACGGUGGCCUUAAGAGCCACGUGAAGAGAUGCUUCUUUGGAGACCUAAUGUAGAAUGUAUGGGACGAGUUCCCUUUAGCUGUUACAAAUAUUACAUCUGUCGUAUCUUGGUACAUUCCGGUGCUCUUUCCAUUCCUCUGACUAUACAAACGUGCUCGACCUGCACUUUUUUCAUUACAUCUCAUGAUUCUUCGACUUUGACUAAAAGGGCUGAUGAUCAGGCAUGAAGACGGCGAUCAGAAAAGUAAUUAAAAUUCUAUAUUUGUACUAAAGGAAGUAUAAGAAUGAUGGGAAAUUAACAAAAGACAUCAAAACCAUUUCAAAACAAGACCGAACCAAUGUGAAUUGUAUAUACAUCAGGUGUCUAUCUCCAUGCUGACUUCUCUUUCAUAAUUUGCCACUUCAGUUAUGAAUCAAGCCUGAGUUUGUAGCUCUUGAGUCAAAGAAGAAGGCUGUCUGCUCACAUUAAACUCUACCGUCCAUUUAAAAUAUUGCAUUGCUGUAGCAGCACAGCAGUUUCUCUGGUUUCUGGGAACAAAUUUUGAGUAAACAAGCCUGUAAAGCAGCAUAAAAAACACAUUUCUACGCAGUAACUGCACGAAAGAAAACCCUACUGGGGAAUCUCAUUGUCAGAACUGGAUAUAACUUCACAUUUCAUCUGUGUCAACUUUUUUUUUUUUUACAGAUUAAUUAUAUUCCAGGCUACUGUGUUUACUUACUUUAUUGUAAUUUUAAUGUAUAGUAUUUAACCACUGAAAGGAUUCCUUUAAGUUCAUGUUUUCAUCUAAUGUGUGUCUGUGCUCAUUAAAAACAAAGUACACAACACAAAAAAAGUUUCCUAAAUGUACAGAUAUUUUACAACAAACCAUUUUUUUUUUUUUUUUUGUUACUUACUUCACAUUACCAGAUGGUUAAUAUUGUACAUAUUGUUUAAACAAAAGUUUUCAUUGCCUUGUGCUAUACAACUUGAAUGUUAUUUUAACUUAUAGUUUUCUUUUUUUGUAUAUUUAAUUAAGCCAAAUGCAGCCAGAGUCUACAGUAGAGUGUUGAAUCAUAGAUUUCUCACGGUCAUGCAGGAGGCAGCAGAUCACCCAGUUUGCUCGUGGGUGUGUCACAGGCGCGUCAAAGCCAGCUACAAAAACAUGCAACACCUUUCAUCUGCAAUUGUUGGUACAUUUGAACAGAUUUCAACUUUUAAUCACAUGUAUUGUACCUAAAAUAAACUAGUUUCCAUUAGUCGUCCUGUGAUUAGCUGGUUUUGUGGCUCAGUGAUUCACCCUCCUGUAAUUACGUCCACUGAAGCACGUGCUGCCGUUUCAUCUCCUUUUUCUCUCAGCUUCACUGUCUGUAAUAGUGACAUUUCUCUAACUGGAUAAUACUGGCAUGUUGUUGUUUUUUUUUUACUUUCACCAGAAAUGUAUUUUAGGCACUUUGUGCUUAUUACAAAAUAACAUGUUUUUUUUGUUGUUUAAUUAGGUUAUAUGAGAUUUUCAAUGAAUAUGAUCAAAUAAACUAUUUACAUUGAAUAUAAAACUGA